This is a messenger RNA of Metarhizium brunneum ARSEF 3297, 1392 nucleotides long. RefSeq lists its product as uncharacterized. NCBI's taxonomy places the organism in Eukaryota, Fungi, Ascomycota, Sordariomycetes, Hypocreales, Clavicipitaceae. The record is from RefSeq and is a predicted model, not a curated record.
AUGAAUGCGACAAAAGUCCAGAAGAACCAGCCAGAAGGCGCCUUGAGUGUCAACUUGCAAAGAAGAUUCGACGAGCUUUCUCGACAUGCGGAAGACCUCCACAAGGCCCAAUAUCUCAGGGAGCAUCUUUCCACUGCCAUAGACGAACUGGAUUGUGGCAGUGAUGUCUCAACAAGUCCUAGGAGCGUUGUCGCCAGAGAGCAGCCCAGCAUGGAAACUCCGACGAAGCAGCCGCGCCACUCACGUUUGCAUGAUUUGAGUGAAGAUUCCAAAUAUGCCUUUGGUAUGGUGCUCAAUUCUCAUGACAUUGAGCAAGAUGCCGUCACAAGACUUCUCCGACCAGAGGAAGCACACGUAAGGGGUUAUAGUACCCAUUCGAUCUUUACGAUUCCAAGCUCUGGUAAGCUGAGCCCCAGCGACUCACUUUCAGUGACAAAAGAGGCCAAACCUUGCGAGCCUCGCACUUGUCUAGAGCUACCAUCCAACAAGUAUAUUUCAAAUGAUGAGGAUAUUGGUAGCAGCAGCCCGCAAACACCUAGACGAUCGAGCGGCGGCGAGGAACCUAAUGAAAACAGCCGCAUUUUCGGUGCCGAUACUCUACAUUCCCAUGGAACAGAUGCAAGUUGUCCACAUGCUUUGCCAGAUGACCAACCUGACACAAACCGGGCUGGGACAGACUUACCAAGCACGACUGGUUACAAGCGCCACAGGCAAAAUACACAAUUGUGUCCCAGACCACAAACUCCAAGCACAGGGCCAGAUUCUUGGCCCAUUCUCAAGAAGGUCGGGCAGUCGCCACGAGAAAAGUCAUUGUUGAUUCCGAAUUCAGUAUCAUGGUCUCGACCCUCCCUUCGAAAAGUCUCUAGUGCUGUGGGUUUUAUCGAGCCGCGGAGUACUUGCUCUACACCAUCCGAGUGGAGAAGGGAUUUAAGAAAGGCUGAUGAACCGGCACAAGUAUCUCCCUCUAAAACUAUACCAGCGGGCACGCCAGUAUCAGAAUGGCGAAGUAGUCUGACGAAACCUGAGAGGACCACUCCGAGGGCUUCCCGCAGAAGCCCGCUCUGUGAGUCUUGCAAUCCAACCCUACGCAAGCCAUCUACAGCCAAGGGUGGAACGUCUGGAAGGUGUAGCCACAGGGACAGCCAUUCCGGCCACACGCACAAGAGCAAUUAUAGUAUGGAAGACCCGCUUACAGAACCGAGAUUGAGUGUUCGGGCCAUCGAGCAUUCGCUAGCUUGGAAGAGAGUGCAAGAAGAUAUUGAAAGACGGGUUAACCGGGAUGCGGAUGAAGUACCUUUUCCAUUGAACAGAGGCCUGGUAUUUGAUAAAGAAGAGCAAGAAACUGAAAACACAUGUCGAAAGCCUCCAGAGUCGUCUCAUUCCUGCCACUAG